AUGGCGGGCAGAGAAUAUUCUGUGUCCCCUCCACCGGGAUGGACAAUGGACCCGGAAGAGCUUGACUGCGAGGGUGAAUGGGCAGCGGUAGAUUCUUGGGGAUAUCAUGUCGCUACUAAAUAUGAGCUUGGGAAAUGCAUCCCUAUCAUGUGCGAUCCUCAGGGGGGAGAAGUCCUUUUUGAGGCGAGUGGGAAAUUCUACAUGGUCUACCAGAUGUCUGAAGAAGUGGCCCGGAUUCUUUUACCGGAGACGCUCGGUGAAAUCGUUGCUGUCUUGAAGGGAGAAAGUCGACGACAGUCACUGAAAACACGGGCGCUCGGCUCCAUGGUUUAG
This is a messenger RNA of Penicillium psychrosexuale, 333 nucleotides long. RefSeq lists its product as uncharacterized. Bases 1 to 333 code for a protein of 110 amino acids. The record is from RefSeq and is a predicted model, not a curated record. The transcript has 2 exons. NCBI's taxonomy places the organism in Eukaryota, Fungi, Ascomycota, Eurotiomycetes, Eurotiales, Aspergillaceae.